Glycine soja is the source of this 730-nucleotide messenger RNA. Its product is annotated as putative phosphatidylglycerol/phosphatidylinositol transfer protein DDB_G0282179. Lineage: Eukaryota; Viridiplantae; Streptophyta; Magnoliopsida; Fabales; Fabaceae. Gene Ontology annotation, molecular function: sterol binding. The coding region runs from base 17 to 394 and encodes 125 amino acids. The transcript is spliced from 3 exons. Gene Ontology annotation, biological process: intracellular sterol transport. The record is from RefSeq and is a predicted model, not a curated record.
UAUUGCUUAAUUAUCUAUGUCAGAUAAGAAAGCUGACUAUGAUGUUGAGGUUAAAGGGGUUGAAAUAUAUCCUGAUCCCAUCGCACGAGGCCAGCCUGCUACAUUCAUCAUUGCUGCAACUACAGGUAAAGCGUUAUCUGGAGGGAAGCUAGCGAUUGAUGUGUCAUAUUUCGGAUGGCACAUACAUAGUGAGACCCAUGACCUUUGUGGAGAAACUACUUGCCCUGUUUCAGUUGGUGAUUUUGUGAUUGCUCAUUCCCAAGUUUUACCAGGAUUCACUCCACCUGUUUCAUACUCUUUGAAGAUGAAGAUGUUCGAUGGAAACAAGCAUGAGUUAACUUGCAUUACAUUUGGUUUUGAUAUUGGGUUUGGUUCUUCUGUGGCUGAUAGCUAAUUGACAUUGCUCGUCGAAAUCUAUGAUCAGAAACAGAUCUAUAUAAAUUACUUGUACAAACUACAAAGUGCCCUUAUGCUACAACCAGAUCCUUCUUCUAUAAUCCAGCAGGACCAGUGUCUGGAUUAAGAAUCAGAAAAAUGUCUUGUACUUUCUGGGAUUAGAAAACACAAACUAUGUGUUUCUUUAUUUAUUUUUCUACCUUCUGACUACACUCAGAAGGUAGAUCGACAUUGUGCAAUGUUUAUACACAUAUUCCGACUAUGGUCUGAGGGUGUUUUCGUGAUGUAAUGAUAUAUUUCUCUUUGCAUAUAAAAUAGAGUGCCCACGUUAAUA